AUGUCAUUAGAUGAUCCUCAAAUAAUAGAUGAUGAACAAGAAGAUGAAAAACUAUCGGAUCAUGAUAAUGAUAAAUCAUUAUCAAGUUUAACAAGUGAUUCAUCAAAUGAAUGUCCAUAUAAUGAUGAUAUAGCUUCAAAAGUUAGUACAGCAUUUGCUAAAGCAACUGGUAUUGAUAUUGAAUUUGCUAUUCAAUUACUUAAAGAUCAUGGGUGGAAUAUUGAUCAAGCUUUAAAAGCUACAUAUGAAGCUAAAGAACAUGCUCAAUUAAUAGUGAAUACGAAACAAAAUUGGAAAGAUUCAAAUGAAAAAUAUUUUAAAAUUUUAUCAUGGAAUACUGAUACAACAGAUACUGAUGAAGUUGAAUUCAAUGAAUUAAUUCAACAACGAACAGAAACUAUGAUUGAAAUUUUACUUCGAGAAAAACCUGAUGUUAUUCUUUUACAACAAGUUGGAACAUUUGCAUUAACAUUAAUCAUAACAUGCCUUUCAUCAUUAUAUGAUGAUGAAUCAAUUCAAAUUGAUUCAUCCAAUAAUUCAAAUUAUAUAUCAAUAUUUACACGAAAAUCAAGUAUUAAAAAGAAAAAUGUAUCAAUUAUUAAAAAUUCUGAAAAUUGGAAUAUGCUUAAAAUUGAAAUUGAAUAUAAAAAUUCAAUUAAUAUUGAUUUAUUUAAUGCUUUUAUUGAUGAAAAUACAUAUUCAUAUUGUUUCGAACAAAUUAAUAAAACUAAUCCAAAUCAUAUUAUCUUAUUCGGUAUCAGUAGUCAAAUUUCAGAUACAUUUUGGAAUUCUCACAUAAUUAAUCUUGAUGACUUAUGGGAAAAGACAAAUCAACGACCUGAAACAACAUAUACAUUUGAUCCUGAAUUAAAUUCAAAUAUAAAUGGAAAUAAUAAACCUCAACGUUAUGAUAGAAUUUUCUUUCGAUCAUUAACAUCAAUGAAUAAUCAAUUUAAACCUGUUCAUAUGGAAUUAGAAGGUAUUCAACAUAUCAAAACAUCAGAUAUUGUUUUUCCAUCUACUCAUUGGGCAAUUCAAGGUUAUUUUGAUGUUAAUAAUUAA
Rotaria sordida is the source of this 1062-nucleotide messenger RNA. Lineage: Eukaryota; Metazoa; Rotifera; Eurotatoria; Philodinida; Philodinidae. The record is from the annotation of a GenBank genome assembly.